Molecule: messenger RNA, 310 nt
Organism: Eremomyces bilateralis CBS 781.70
Lineage: Eukaryota; Fungi; Ascomycota; Dothideomycetes; Eremomycetales; Eremomycetaceae
Exons: 1
Coding region: 97-261 (54 amino acids)
Source: RefSeq, a predicted model, not a curated record
CUGCUCAUAGCCUUCAAAGGCCAGCUGUAAUAUGCCGUGUUGGGCAGUCAUGGUGCCAUUGGGGCCCAGUAGCGGAUAGCUUUACAGAGUACCUACAUGUACCAAACAGUUCACGGACAGCACGAGGUCAAGCCUAAGGGCAUUCUCAAAAGGACUUCUGGGAUUCAAGCAGUGUUGCAUACCGUCAUUGGUGUAGUGAACAUCUGCAUGGUUCUUGGGGGUGUAUCACGAAGUCCAGACCAGACGACGGUUGAGCGUUGAAUGGCUAUUGUGAACCACCGCUGCAACUCCAUUGCUGUAUUCGUACUUA